Molecule: messenger RNA, 579 nt
Organism: Alternaria rosae
Lineage: Eukaryota; Fungi; Ascomycota; Dothideomycetes; Pleosporales; Pleosporaceae
Product: 39S ribosomal protein L53/MRP-L53-domain-containing protein
Exons: 3
Coding region: 124-420 (98 amino acids)
Cellular component (GO): mitochondrial large ribosomal subunit
Molecular function (GO): structural constituent of ribosome
Source: RefSeq, a predicted model, not a curated record
GAGAAUCUUGAGCACAGACAUAUCGCGAAGAGGUUGCGACGAGCGUAGGACGUCAAUUGCAGCGCAUUCCCGCAUCACCGCCUAUUGUCUGCAUCGCCGAUUCCCCUGUCCUCCGCCGCCGCAAUGAUCACCAGAUUCCUGACAGACGUCCGCGUCACUUUCAAUCCCUUCUCCCCGCGCUCCAAACCCGCCCGCCUCUUCCUCUCGUUAAUACCACCGAAUGCACGUGCAGAUGGCAUGAAGAUCGAGUCCAAGAUGCUGCCACGAGACAGCAAAGAGCCUGCUAGUUUGGGCGUCAAGUUCAAGGAUGGCAAGGAGAUGAACCUCGACCUCAGCAACAUGCGCAUAACACAAGUCGUCGAGGAAGUGGAUAGACAUUCACGGUCAUUGGCUCGUAAAGAUGAGUUGGCAGGCAAUUGAGGGUUCAGCAUCAAGACAUGAAUGUACAUAUGUAUCAAGACACAGAGCAUCGGUCGGCGUCACGGCAGUUUUCUGGGUUGGGCUGAGACAAGGCAUUGAUGAUAUUCCUCAUAGGUCCAUAUACCGUCGUUGGUCGGCGUUAAUCAUGCACGUUUAUCU